Messenger RNA from Culicoides brevitarsis, 1880 nucleotides. RefSeq names its product UDP-glycosyltransferase UGT4-like. Gene Ontology annotation, molecular function: UDP-glycosyltransferase activity. The transcript has 2 exons. The record is from RefSeq and is a predicted model, not a curated record. NCBI's taxonomy places the organism in Eukaryota, Metazoa, Arthropoda, Insecta, Diptera, Ceratopogonidae. The coding region runs from base 206 to 1798 and encodes 530 amino acids.
ACAGAUAUAACGUUAAUGAGUCAUGACAAAAAAUAAAAUCAUCAUCCAGAUAACGUACCCGACCAACGUCAACAAAAAAUUCUACCUGAUAAACAAGAAAUUCUUUCGGAGAUAAAAAUAGAAAAGUACAUAAAAACAUUAAGAAAUAUAUUCAAAGUCAGUCAAAGUCGAGAAAUUGAAGAGUGUACACAGACUUGAGCACAAGAUGCAUUUUUACAAAUAUUUUGUGUUUUUAUUUUUUUCGAUACUGCCCGCAAAUAGUUACAAAAUUUUAGUGCUAUUUCCUUUCACUGCCAAAAGUCAUUGGCUCAUGUUCGAAUAUCUAAUUGAAGAGCUUUUAAGACGAGAACAUGAAGUUACAGCAAUUACAAGUUUCAAGCCGGAUCGCGGUUUGUUGUUAAAUGGGCAUGAAAAUUAUACGGAAAUUUUAAUUGAUCCGCCUUUCAAUCCUGAUUCGAUGGUGUCGUUCAAGCAAUUUUAUGAAAGAAAAAGCCAUUCUCAUGUAACAUCGCUGCUUAAUAUUUAUGAUAUUGGAUAUGCAACUUCGAAGCACGGAUUGCAAGACAAAAAAGUUCAACAUUUGAUAAAAAGCGACGAAAACCAUUUUGACAUAAUAAUCGCCGAGCAAUUCAUGCAAGAGAGUUGGUUGAUGUUUGCUUACAAGUACAGAGCGCCUGUCGUGACAUUAAACACUUUCGGAUAUUCGGAUGCUUAUGAUCGCAUAUACGGAUAUUACACUCCUUGGUCUGUUGUUUCUCAUCAUUUGCUGCCCUAUAAUGAUGAAAUGUCAUUUAUCGAACGUGCUCACAAUGCACUGAUUUGUUCGAUUGAUUGGGCAUUGCGAAAUUUUUAUCAUUAUCCGAAACAACAAGCAUUAAUUGACGAAUAUUUUGUGCCUCAUAUGAAAUUGAUGAAAAAUGAAAGUUUUCCAGAUAUUUACAAGUUAGAACGUAAAGUUGCUUUGAUUUUGGUUAAUAGUCACGUUGCUUUGGAUCAUCCGAGACCUUCAAUGCCCAAUUUGAUAAAUGUUGGAGGUAUUCAUUUGAGACCGACGAAUCCAUUGCCUGAGGAUUUGAAGAAAUUCAUUGACGAAGCAUCGCACGGUGUGAUUUAUUUCAGUUUUGGAUCAAACAUUCGAGGGCAAGAUAUGCCGGAAAAACUACAAGAAACUUUCAUUGAAGUCUUUAGAAAUUUACCGCAAAGAGUAUUAUGGAAAUUUGAAGGUGUUGUCCCUGAAAAUAUACCCGAAAAUAUCCUCAUUUGGAAAUGGUUUCCUCAACACGAUAUUCUUGCACAUCCAAACGUUCGUCUCUUUAUCACUCACGGAGGACUUUUUAGUAUGCAAGAAUCUCUCUUUAAUGGUAUCCCAAUGCUAAUUAUACCAUUUUUCAAUGAUCAAUUCAAAAAUGCUGCACGAGCAACGAGAGAGGGUUAUGGAAAGAAACAAUUUUUGCACGAAAUAACCCAUGAAAGUUUAAAUCAAACAAUUAGCGAUUUGUUAAACGACGAGAAAUACAGAAUCAGAGCUCAAGAAGUAGCUGAAAUAUUCAAUGACAAUUUGAAAGAACCAAUGGAGACAGCAAUUUAUUGGAUAGAAUAUGUUGCGAAACAUAAAAAGGCUCGUGAGUUUCUCAUUAGCAAAGCGAUAAAGUUGCAUUUAUGGGAAUUUUACAUGUUGGAUGUUAUUUUUGCUGUAACAAUAAUUGGCUUAUUAUUCGCAUGGAUUAUCAAAAAUUUAGUCAAAAUAUGUUGUUCCUGUCUGAAAAAUCAUAAUUUACAGAAAAAUAAAGUUGAAUAAAAUUUACCGUCGUUUUUGCAGCUUUUCCCGUUUUUCCUGAUGGUCUCUUUGUAGAUAAACUUUGGGAAGUUAUACCGCUUAU